AUGGCCAUCAUUGUAUUCGUCGGUCUAUUCUUGAUGGUUCUCGCAGCCUUCAUCGAAGCUAUAGCCACCACCAUCGCCAACAAAUUGAAUCGCGACAAGCAGAAUCACCCGUCGUACAGUCGUCUGGAAUGGGACAGUAACGCAUAUCUGGAUCUACAGCGACUUGCACACCAAGCCCUCGGAAUCGGCACAUGGUCCCGCAUGCGACAAAACAGUCGGAACUUCCAAUUCUGGGACGUCCAGAAACAGGAAUGA
Messenger RNA from Didymosphaeria variabile, 255 nucleotides. RefSeq lists its product as uncharacterized. Bases 1 to 255 code for a protein of 84 amino acids. The record is from RefSeq and is a predicted model, not a curated record. The transcript is spliced from 2 exons. Lineage: Eukaryota; Fungi; Ascomycota; Dothideomycetes; Pleosporales; Didymosphaeriaceae.